Ophidiomyces ophidiicola is the source of this 465-nucleotide messenger RNA. RefSeq lists its product as uncharacterized. The record is from RefSeq and is a predicted model, not a curated record. The transcript is spliced from 4 exons. Gene Ontology annotation, molecular function: oxidoreductase activity. Gene Ontology annotation, cellular component: mitochondrion. The coding region runs from base 1 to 465 and encodes 154 amino acids. NCBI's taxonomy places the organism in Eukaryota, Fungi, Ascomycota, Eurotiomycetes, Onygenales, Onygenaceae.
AUGUUUCGUUUUCACAAACCGCUUGACGUUGUAACCCUCUUCCACAAACCCUCCCUCCCCACCUCCCUCCGCGCCCUCGCACUCCUCAAGCAAGCAUCCGCCAAUGCCGCUGAGACUGCCACAACUGACCAGGCGUCUGACCAUACGGCGCAAAAUCAGCUCGAGCGCAACCGUCGGGAACAAUUUGACCUCACGGUCACCGAGGACCCACCAACGCCAGACCAGUUAAAGCUAAUUUUUGACUAUAUGAGGGCGAAUGAGAAAAAGGUGGCUCCAAGUGAGCUGGUGGCCGGGGCAAGAGACAGACUAGAUGCACUGAAAAGGCUGAAGGAAGAUGGAUCUACAUUUAUUAGGCCGGUGGUCGUGGAUUGGAAUAACGGUAAGGCAGUCUUGGGCACAAACGAGUCUGAAAUAUUGAGGCUCCUUCGAGAGGAGCCACAGCAUACUCCAGAUAACACCCCAUGA